AUGCGGCCGCGGCGGCCCCUGCUCCCGGCGCCCGGCGGGGCUUACAUGGCGCUGGAGGACCUGCUGCUUUGUCUCUGCUUCUCCGCCCUCGCUGUCCUGGCCGUGCAAGGGAGGCUGUCGGAAGGGGAUUCUCUGGAGCUGAGCUGUAGUGCUGGUCCUGCAAAGGUGAUAUUGGAGCCAAACCAAGUGGUGAUUUUGGACUGUAACCUGACCCCUGUUGAGCAAGUGAUCAAUAUCACAUGGAAGAAGAAUGGGUUUCCAUUAGUGGAGCAAGAACAUCUCCAUGUGCUUCCAAAUGGAUCGCUCUUCAUCUCAUCCCAGGCUGUGGCAAAGGACAGUAAAUAUCCUGAGAGGGAUGGUGCUGAGGGCAAUUACUCCUGCGUGUCUCACACCUCCCUAGGGACUGUCACCAGUCAAACAGCUGCAGUCAGAUUUUCAACAUUAUCACGCUUUUUCCAGCAGCCGGAGUCGCAGACAGUGGAAGAAAAUGGCAUGGCCCGGUUUGAGUGCCGGAUCGAGGGGCUGCCCUCCCCUGUCAUCACCUGGGAGAAGGACCAUGAAGCUGUUCCAGCAGAACCCAGAGCCAAGAUGAGCACUUGCUGGGAACUGGAGGUCUUUGGAGGUCUGCGCAGCAAAUCCAUAACCUACAGACCACAUGCUCUGCAAUCACAGUAUUUUGUCCACAUUUUGGCUAAGUUUAUAACUCUUCCCAAUGGUGUCCUCCAAAUCGUGGAUGUGCAGGAGAGCGAUGCUGGGAUUUACCACUGCGUGGCAACCAACGCCGCCCGAAAGCGCUACAGCAACGAUGCCACCCUCAGUGUGGUGAAAGGUUCCCAGGCAGCAGGAGGAGAUGUCACCAUCGUCGCUGCUCCAGAGAACACCACGGUGGUGGCUGGGGAGAGCGUGGUGAUGGAGUGCAUGGCAGCUGCUGAUCCCACCCCCUUUGUCUCCUGGAUACGACAAGAUGGAAAGUCCAUUUCCACAGAUGUGAUUGUGCUGGGCCGGACAAAUCUCCUCAUUCCUUCCAGCCAGCCCCAUCACUCUGGGGUGUACGUCUGCCGAGCCAACAAACCCCAAACCCGGCAGUUCGUUACCGCCGCAGCUGAGCUCCGCAUCCUCGCUACCCCCAGCAUCUCCCAGGCUCCUGAAACCAUCUCCCGCACCCGAGCCAGCACGGCCAGGUUUGUGUGCAAGGCAGAGGGAGAGCCAGCCCCCACCAUCCACUGGCUGAAGAACGGGAAGCCCAUCCUCUCCAACGGGCGCGUGAAGGUGCAGAGCAGCGGCAGCCUCGUCAUCAACCAGAUCGGCCUGGAGGAUGCUGGCUACUACCAGUGUGUGGCUGAGAACAGCCUGGGCAUGGCCUGUGCCACCGCCAAGCUCUCGGUGAUCGUGCGGGAGGGUUUGCCCAGCGCUCCCAAGAAGGUCUCGGCCGUGUCCCUCUCCAGCACCACCGUCCUCGUGUCCUGGGAGCGGCCGGAGCACAACAGCGAGCAGAUCAUCGGCUUCUCCUUGCACUACCAGCGGGCUGUGGGAACAGAUAAUGUGGAAUACCAGUUUGCUGUCAAUAACGACACAACUGAGCUGCAAGUCAAGGAUCUGGAACCAAACACCAACUAUGUCUUCUAUGUGGUUGCAUAUUCCCAGCUCGGAGCCAGCCGGACGUCCUCUUCCAUCGUUGUCCAGACCCUGGAGGAUGUUCCCAGUGCAGCCCCUCAGCUGUCCCUGUCGAGCAUGACUCCUGGUGACAUCCGUGUGACGUGGCUGCCUCCUCCUCCCGAGCUGAGUAAUGGCAAGAUAACCAAGUACAAGAUCGACUACUGCACCCUCAAGGAAGCAGAUCAGGUCACCUCCAUCGAAGUGGGUGGAAAUGAGACCCAGAUCACCCUGUACUCACUCCAUCCCAACAAAGUGUACAAAGUUCGGAUCGCAGCCAGCACCAGUGUGGGAUAUGGGGCCCCUUCCGAGUGGACCCAGCAUCGGACUCCUGACAGAGACAACCAGACACAUGUUCCAUUUGCCCCGACAGAAUUAAAGGUCCGAGCGAAGAUGGAGUCUCUUCUGAUAACGUGGCAGCCCCCAGCAAACCAUGCCCAGAUAUCUGGCUACAAGCUCUACUACAGAGAGGUGGGCCAAGAGGAGUCCAGUGAUGAGAGCCCUUUGGAUGGUGCUGAAGAUGAGAGCUGGGAUGUAGGACCCAUAAAACUAAAGAAGAAAGUGAAGCAGUAUGAGCUGACUCGACUAGCUCCUGGGAAACUGUAUGAGGUGAAGCUGGUGGCAUUCAAUAAGCACGAAGAUGGGUACGCAGCGGUCUGGAAGGGCAAAACAGAAAAGGCACCUGUGACAGCAGUAGAUCCCCCUGUGCAGAAGGGGCCUCCACUGCCUCCAGUCCAAGUCUAUGCGGAGUCCAACAGCUCAACUUCCAUCUGGCUCCGCUGGAAGAAACCUGACUUCACAACAGUCAAAAUUGUCAACUACACCGUGCGCUUCAGCCCCUGGGGCCUGAAAAACGCCUCUCUUGUGACAUACUACACCAGCUCAGAUGAAGACAUUCUCAUCAGUGGGCUGAAGCCCUACACCAGGUAUGAGUUUGCUGUGCAGUCCAACGGCGUUGGCAUCGAUGGGCCCUUCGGCAGCGUGGUGGAGCGCUUCACCCUGCCCGACCGGCCCUCCACUCCUCCGUCUGACCUGCGGCUGCACCCUCUCAACCCCUACGCUGUCCAGGUGCACUGGUGCCCACCUGUGGAGCCCAAUGGCAUCAUUGUGGAGUAUCUCAUCCUGUACAAUGCCAACAACACACAGCCAGAUGACAUGUGGACCUUGCUGACACGAGAAGGAAACAUCUUCAGCACUGAAGUGCAUGGCCUGGAAAGUGAUACCAGAUACUUCUUCAAGAUGGGAGCAAAGACAGUGGUGGGAUCUGGUCCCUAUUCCAACGUGAAGGAUGUGCACACCCUCCGGGAGAAGCUGUCUGAUGUCCUGGAUAUCCACUCUGUGACAGGGAUCAUCGUGGGGGUGUGCCUGGGGCUGCUCUGCAUUCUCUUCUGCAUGUGCGCCAGCUUCCGCAACAGCAAGCACAGGGAGGCCCUGCCAGGCCUGGAUUCCCAGGCUGCUGGCAACCACACAUACUACCACCGGAGCAGGCAAGGGUUGGCCUCUCCCAGUGCCACCUUGGACUCACAUGAGCUCGAGUCCCUCAUGUCCCCACUCCCUGAGGAUGCGCCCGUGCCCCUGGGGGACAUCACUGAGCUGGCAGAAGUGCACAGCCUCAUCCACACGAGCCUCCCUGAGGACAUCUUCCAUGGGAAGAGGAAGUCUUCAUGGAAUAAAUCAUCAAACCAGGCCUGGACAAACAGCAUCACCAGAUAUGGGGACACCAUCACCAAAGAGCCUCUCUCUGCUGUCAAUGGGUCACUGAAGCUCCCUUCCAGCACGGGGCAGAAGCUUCUCUUACAAGCCCUGGUUUAUGAUGCUGUGAUGAAUGAAGCAAAGAAAAGCCACCUGCCAGCCAGCAUCCACCAAGUAGAAGCAGAAGUCAUCGUCCAUUCUGAUUUUUCAGCCUCUGACAGAGACUACAACUCCCAGCUGCACACCCUGGAGAGUGAAGAGACAGAAAUCGAGGACCAGGAGCCAGAGGAGCUCCCCUCAGCAGAGCUGGCUAAUCCCAGUUCCCAGCAGGACACUGGCCAAGUGCUGGUGGACUGCAUGGACAAUCUGGAGGCUCAGGCCCAGGCUGAGCUGCUCUGUACCGACACAAAGACUGACAAACCUGAGGCUGUGUGCAUCCAUGGGCUCACCAAUGGCUUCCACAGGCAUGGAGAAAGUCUGGAUUCGGAGGAGAGUGGAGAUUCAGAUUCCACCCAGGAAGGCAGGGGUGAUGUGCAGCCAGUCAAGUGCCAGUUGCUUUCCCCGGCACCUGAGGAGGCCCUGCUCUGUAGUAACUCUGGUUUAACCAGUCCUUCCUCAGCAUCUGAGAACAUGGCACAUGUCCACAAUCACAAAGAAUGA
Molecule: messenger RNA, 4005 nt
Organism: Agelaius phoeniceus (red-winged blackbird)
Lineage: Eukaryota; Metazoa; Chordata; Aves; Passeriformes; Icteridae
Source: RefSeq, a predicted model, not a curated record